This is a messenger RNA of Sorex fumeus (smoky shrew), 1267 nucleotides long. RefSeq names its product dynactin associated protein (gene DYNAP). NCBI's taxonomy places the organism in Eukaryota, Metazoa, Chordata, Mammalia, Eulipotyphla, Soricidae. Gene Ontology annotation, cellular component: plasma membrane; Golgi apparatus. The record is from RefSeq and is a predicted model, not a curated record. The transcript has 2 exons. Bases 274 to 705 code for a protein of 143 amino acids. Gene Ontology annotation, biological process: activation of protein kinase B activity.
AAUCCUGGAGACAUUCUAGCAAUUUAGAUAAUCUCUGCACAUUGUUUUUUUGAUGACAGCCAAUGUUUUAUUUUUCCCAAAUAACAUAAAUCGUGUACUUUGUGGUUGAAUUUGGACAGUUUCCCAGAAAAUAGAUGACUAUUGUUUUCCAUAAUCCAGAUUGAAUAAAUAAAAAGUAAUUAAUUUAACAUAAAUCUAGCAUUUCCUAAUUUCUAAUCCCAAAGUGAGUACAAACGCCUUUGGAGCAGCAUCGAAGAUACCAGGACUUUCGGAAUGGACAGAAAACAACAACGACAAACUAUGGAUAUUGAACAAAACGCAACUGAGAUGGUUGCAUCAAAGCCAUGGUCUCUCUGGAAAACAUUUCUUGUGUGUCUCUUGGCCUGUCUAAUUGCAACAACCCUAGUUGUUUUGGUCUUAUAUUUUGUCCACUUCGGCAAAGCCCCCAACAGUAGUAGUAGUAUCAUCAUUCACACAGAUGGAAAGUCCACCCAUGUCACCUGCAUCUUUGAUUCGGCCUCCAACCAACCCACUGCCUCACCGACCCAGUCAGAACCUCAGAGCACCUUACCUGUUACACCUGAGGCAAAUCAAAGCUCUACCACCCUGAUGACCACUAUCUAUUAUUCACCACCUACUAGACCACCACCGACUGCGGAGACUGUCAAAACCACGGUGGAUCAUGAAGUGGAAAUUGAAGACUGAUGUUUUGAGUCCUCAGCCUACUCCAAAGCAAAUCAACAUCCGUCCUCUGAAAAAGCCUUGUCCGCAGUGUUCUCUUCUCCCUGCCAAGAAGUUCCAAAGUAUUUGGCUUUAUGAGAUCUCGUGUCUCUUGCUCAAUUAUUUGCUAAAUUCCCAUAUGGUAGUGACUCAGUGUUGGACCUUCCAAUGUCCAAAUAACUGGAAAAGAAAAAUUUCAAUGAAGCCUAACUUACCCAGCCUGGGACCUAGAGUUUUCUUUGUAUCCCUCCCAAAACAACAGCUUCAUUUAUCACUAAUAAGAAUUUCAACUGCUGAAAAAAGGUUUCCAGCUGGAUCCUGUCGUUAACUCUCUGUAUGUUGCUUCUUUUCAUUGUUUAUAGGGGGCAUCCCUAAGUCAUGCUCAGGAUAUUAAAGUGUCUGUCCUUCAUUGAAAUUCUGAUACACUGCCAAUUAGGCCUGCAGUUCAAUUCUAGGGCUUGAGGAUGUGUCUCUGUUCAGGCCCUGUGGUUCUGGAGAUUAUGUAGGUUACCCCCUGGUGCUCAGGGAGGCCUCCAAAGACAAGUUC